ACUACUCGAUCACUUAUCACAGCGAGACCGCCCUACGCCGUCCGUCGCUAAACCCCCGACAAUCGUCACCCAACCCGUUUCCCAAGGUCACCCCCGAACAGACGAGUUUAUGUCAAUUGAAAAUCUCAAGUCCUACGACCCCUUCGCCGAAGCCGACGAAGACACCGGCGAGACCAAACAGUCUCAAAACUAUAUCCAUAUUCGGAUCCAACAGCGCAAUGGACGAAAGACUUUGACCACCGUUCAGGGUCUCCCGAAGAAAUUCGACCAGAAGAAAAUUCUCAAGGUCAUCAAGAAGCAAUUUGCUUGCAAUGGCACCAUCGUAGCUGACAGCGAGAUGGGCGAGGUCAUCCAGCUCCAGGGUGACCAGCGCAAGGUCGUGCAAGAGUUCCUCAUCAACACCAAGGAAGGACUUGGAUUGGAUGGUAAGACCAUCAAGGUCCACGGCUUCUAAGCACGCCGCAAGUCGCCACCGUUCCUACCAGCCAUGGCUAAAACGCCUGCGGCUGACGUCCGGGUCUGAGAAUAGCCGCGAGGCAUAGCAGCCUUCCGCCUUUCGACGCCGCUCAGUAUCGGCACCCGAUGUGACGUAGUAGGACGGUAUACCUACCACCGACGGAAGAGGUUAU
Molecule: messenger RNA, 629 nt
Organism: Colletotrichum phormii
Lineage: Eukaryota; Fungi; Ascomycota; Sordariomycetes; Glomerellales; Glomerellaceae
Product: eukaryotic translation initiation factor eIF-1
Exons: 4
Coding region: 110-454 (114 amino acids)
Biological process (GO): translational initiation
Cellular component (GO): eukaryotic 43S preinitiation complex
Molecular function (GO): RNA binding; ribosomal small subunit binding; translation initiation factor activity
Source: RefSeq, a predicted model, not a curated record